Messenger RNA from Didymodactylos carnosus, 225 nucleotides. The record is from the annotation of a GenBank genome assembly. NCBI's taxonomy places the organism in Eukaryota, Metazoa, Rotifera, Eurotatoria, Philodinida, Philodinidae.
AUGGUUAUUAAGCAUGUACUUGCUGUCUUAUGCAAGUUUAUUCUGCGCUCACAUCAACAAUCUUUAAUCACAGCAGAAGAGGCAUCAAUAAUUAACAAAGAUGGUGGAAAACAUGCCGUGACAGUUGAAGGUGUUAAAGGAUUACCAAAAUUAUUAGAAAUUAUUGAACAUCCGACACAAGUUGUGUAUGAUUAUAUGCAUCUUGUCUGUUUAGGAGUUGCGUAA